Messenger RNA from Anguilla rostrata (American eel), 2292 nucleotides. RefSeq names its product TNF receptor-associated factor 3 interacting protein 1 (gene ift54). Gene Ontology annotation, biological process: regulation of microtubule cytoskeleton organization; intraciliary transport; cilium assembly. Lineage: Eukaryota; Metazoa; Chordata; Actinopteri; Anguilliformes; Anguillidae. Gene Ontology annotation, cellular component: axoneme; centrosome; intraciliary transport particle B. The transcript is spliced from 17 exons. Gene Ontology annotation, molecular function: microtubule binding. The record is from RefSeq and is a predicted model, not a curated record. Bases 128 to 2080 code for a protein of 650 amino acids.
UGAUGCAUUGUGGGAUUUUGAGAUACUGGAGAUCAGUGAUUGCAACAUUUUAUAGUAGUCGGUCUCUUUUUUUCAUAAUAACAGAAAGAAUAUUUUUAGCAAGUAAUUGACCCAUACAGCAGAUGCCAUGAACGCGUCAGUGGCCAAAAAGACACAAGAAACAUUGGGCAAAGUGAUAAAGAAGCCUCCUCUUACUGAAAAAUUACUCAGUAAGCCGCCUUUCCGAUACCUGCACGACAUAUUCAGUGAGGUAAUACGGACUACAGGCUUUAUGAAGGGUCUUUACUUGGAGGCAGAAAUGAAAUCAGACAAUGUGAAGGAGAAGGAGGCUAAGAUGGCGUUCCUGCAGAAGGCCAUAGACGUGGUGGCGCUGGUGAGCGGGGAGGCCCUGGCGGUGCGGCCCGCGCGGAUCGUGGCCGGGCACGAGCCCGAGAAGACCAACGAGCUGCUGCAGGCCAUCGGCAAGUGCUGCCUGAACAAGCUGUCCAGCGAGGAGGCGGUGAAGAGGGUGCUGGCGGGGGACCGGCCGGACCCGCGGGGGAAGCCCAGCACCUCCUCCAAGUCCCAGGACAAGGAGAACCGCGAGGGGAAGGAGCGGCAGCGGGACAGGGAGGAGAAGAAGGAGGCGAAGGAGCAGAGCGGGAGCAGGGAGGAGAAGGGCCCGGGCCCGCAGCGGGAGGAGGGCCGCCGCCCCCCCCCGGAGAAGGACCGCCACCGGGAGGGGGAGCGGCCCGACAAGGCACGCGACCGCGAGCGGGCGAAGGACCGCGACCGAGACGAGAAGAAGGACAAGGGCCGCGACGGGGAGAAGGACAAGAGCCGCGACAGAGAGAAGGACAAGCCCCGGGAGAAAGAGCGGGAGAAGGACAGAGAGAAGGACAGAGAGAAGGACAGGGAGAAGGCCCGGGAGCGGGAUCAGCACAGGGACCGCGACCGAGAGAAACGCAGGGACCCCGACAAAGACCGCGAGCGGGAGAAGGACAAGGGCAGAGAGCGCCACAAGGAGCCGGAGGAGAAGAGCAAGGAAGCGGAGAGAGCGGAGAAAAAGCCCAGGGCCCCGGAGGAGACGAGGAACCGCCAGCCGCCGGAGCAGCCGGUUAAGACCGUAAAAGCCGAGGCAGAAGAGCCUCCGUGCUCACCAGAGGCAGAGCCGGCAGACGUCUCUGAAUCCCAGUCAGGGAGCCCCGCCCGAAUACCGCGCCCCUCGUCCGCCAAGGGACAACGGAGACGACCCAAACACGGAGGCCAAGAUGAAACGGACAGUGAAGGAGAGGCUGACUCUCCCUCCACGGAGAAGCCAGCUCACCUGGAGAACGGAGACGCUACGGACUCCGCUCCUCCUCAGGUCGCCCCGAGCGCCAGGAGGAUACCCCGGCCGAGCAGCGCCCGCCCCGCCCCUCCCCGGGUCAGGAAGCAGGAGAGCCACACAGAGGCGCCCCCUGCUGAGAGGCUGGCCAGCUCCAAGCCGCCCGCGGCGGUGAUCGUGGACGGGAAGAAGCUCUCCGAGGACGAGGACGAGGACGAGCAGUUUGUGGUGGAGGACACCCACCCCCCUCCCAUGCCCGAAUUGGAGACGGAGAGCACAGAGGAGCUGCAGGGGGAGGAGAAGCACGGCGGGCUGGUGAAAAAAAUCCUGGAGACCAAGAAGAACUACGAAACGUCGCCGUCCUCGCCAAAAUCCAAAGACCAGGGGCGCUCGGCGGUGUCGGAGGCCUCUCAGCGGAAGGAGAGGGAGCUGGUGUCGCGGGAGAUGGACAGGCUGCGCUCCUCCAUCCAGACGGUGUGCCGCAGCGCGCUCCCCCUGGGGAAGAUCAUGGACUACAUCCAGGAGGACAUGGACUCCAUGCAGAACGAGCUGCAGACCUGGAGACGCGAGAACCAGGAGCACGCGCAGGCGCUGCUGCAGGAGCAGAGGGUGACGGACGCGGCGGUGGAGCCGCUGAAAGCCGAACUGAGCGAGCUGGAGCAGCUGAUCAGAGACCAGCAGGACAAGAUCUGCGCCGCCAAGUCCAGCAUCCUGAGGAACGAGGAGAAGAUCCAGAAAAUGCUCUCCAGCAUCAACUUCUCCUCCAGGACGUGAGAGCCGCGCCCACACAGACCGGAGCACUGACACGCGGAGCACCGACACGGAGCCCGCGGCCUGCUUCAGCUCCACCUCAGCUCUGAAUGAUGUGCAGGUACGCGGGUCUGAUGGACGCUCGGUGUCUGUGUCUGUGAAUGAAAGAGUGGCCUUCCACCUGAGAGCUCCUGGGCUGCUAUACCAAAUACAACCCCUGCUGAUGGCCCUCCCCG